Molecule: messenger RNA, 2075 nt
Organism: Sinocyclocheilus anshuiensis
Lineage: Eukaryota; Metazoa; Chordata; Actinopteri; Cypriniformes; Cyprinidae
Exons: 1
Source: RefSeq, a predicted model, not a curated record
CCAGUGGAUUAUGGCCAGGCUUGCUCUGGUAGCCCUGAAGAGAACAUCAGCACCAUUAACAUCGCAUCACGUGUCGAGCAUGCCUUGGAUGAGGUGUUUAAAUUACAUCCAAUCACAAACAACCCAUCACCGUUAUCCCCCUACAAUCAGGUUACUACGAGCAGGUCAUACAAGAGUGUUACUGGUAUCAGUUCCUCAAGAGAACGCAACCGUGCAAACCGAGAUUCGGGCAAUUGCUCUGGCUCAUCGGUUUUCAGCAAUAUGUCAUAUUUGGAAUCAGCCACUGGUGAUUCUUUAUUCCUGGAUCAGCUGAGCUCUGAUCAUUACUGUCAGUCCGGCAAGAGGGAAGAUUCAGACUCGGAUGCAAGAGAUAGCCAGUUUAACUCUCCCACUACUGAUACUCUGGAAGACGGCUAUCAGUGCUUCAGCAGUGUUUUGGAAAAGGGAAAUGAUGCAGAUGUUUGUGUGAACCUUUCAGAUGAUGUUGGUGAUGAUGAGAAGUGCAUCAUGAAAAAUCUCAUCACCAGCACAAAUCCACUCUAUCCUUCUCUUAUUCUGCCUGGUGGCAGCAUCACACCAAGUGAUGAAGGAUAUCAGGCUUUUCAAGGCUUAACAAAGAGCACAGAAGGACAGUGGAGCACGAGCGUCAGUACUGAACAAGCACUUAAUGCAUGUGGAGCUUUGAAAUUCCCCCAGAGCACCGGCCAAGAUCCCACAUCUGUGCAGCAAAUUUCUUGGGCCACUUCUUUGCAUUUCCCACCCGUUAUUCAAAUAGACAGUUCAUAUCAGUGUGUUUAACUGUGCUCAUAAAACAAAUGACAAGUACAUGCCUGAAACAUUGAAUUCAUUUUUGCAUGUAAUGUCAACAAUUACAAUGAAUCAUUCAUUUGAAAAUAUGACCAGUAUUAAGAACCAUGCAAACUUUGUCCAUUGUUUGUUUAGACUCAGAGCCAAUGCCUUGAAUUUAGGUUAUGCCAGCUAUUUCUACAGUAAGAUGUUGAAAAGUGCCUUAAAAGGAUACGCCACCCAUUGAAAUUAUCAUGCCAUCCCAAAUGACUUUCUUCUGUGAAAUGCAAACAAAGCUUUUUAGAGGAAUAAUCCAUCUCAGUGAGUCUAUAUAAUGCAAGUUUAUCUUAGUAAAUGAUGAGAGAAUAUUAAUUCACCAGAGUGUCACUUUAAAUGCCUGUAGGGAUCAUGUACAGUAACUAUUCUUGUUAUUCAUAUUUCUUUAUUACUCUAUUAUGCUACACAAAAUGUCAAAUGUGAAUCUGAGUCAAAUUUGCAAAUGCAAAUUUUAAAGGCAUGAUAACAAGACUUCUUAUUCUGUUUAACUAUGCUGUAAAAACAAAUAAUGUCUAUGUUUACAUUUUUAACUAUUGAUCUCUAUACAGUUGCAAUGAUAAUUUCUUUGAAAAUAUUACCAGUAAUAAGAAACUUUGGAGGAUUCACUCUUUCAACAAAAGGGGUUAUACAGCGACUUACUCUAAUACUCUAGUUAUAACAUACUCUAGGAAGUAAUGUAUUAUUUUUCUUGGCAUUCACAUUUUUAUUAUAUUAUGUGGCAUUUGCUAAUGUCAUUAUUACAGGUCUAUGGCUUCAUUACAGGGUCUGUACUUGCUGUCUCAGUCUGUAAAUUGAACUUGUAUUUUUCAAUAGAAUGUUUCAACACAAAGAAAAAAAGAUGUUUGUAUAUAGGAUGCAUUUAGAUGUAGAUGACAUUAUAAUGUUUUUUUUGCUAUCAUCAACAGGACAAUGGCUUACUCUUCAAAAACUCCUCUCAUCUCGGUCAGUUCAUAGACAGUUAGUCUCAGCCUGUGUACAGUAACUGUGUUGUCAAACAGAUGAUCGGUAUGUGUGUGAAACAUUUCAUUAUUUUUGUAUGUAAUCUCUAGUUGUUCCACUACUAUGGCAUUCUUACAAAAACUAAAGCACUUCUCAAUUAAAGCAAUGUAAAUAGCUACAGCCUUUAUUUCUACAUUUCUAAAAUAAAACCUCAGAAUGUUGAAAUAGAGUCCGGGUCCUUCAGGGGAAUUUCGAACAGGUUUUCACAGGGCUUUUGUUUUAUGCUGCCUGCU